Peronospora farinosa is the source of this 1500-nucleotide messenger RNA. NCBI's taxonomy places the organism in Eukaryota, Oomycota, Peronosporomycetes, Peronosporales, Peronosporaceae. The record is from the annotation of a GenBank genome assembly.
AUGUUGUUACCUGUAGUUUCAUUGCGACACCGGGGCAGAAAUGAUGAUAAUGAUGACAAUGAGAAACAGGGAAAGCGUCGGAGACGAGGUAUUAUUGCAAAUUGGCUGAAUAAGGUCCGGUCUCGUCUUUUGUUGGUGCCAAGAGGUGUUCCAUGGCAGCGUUUACUACUGCUGGGAAUGUUGGGAAUGUUGAUGAUUGGUGGCGCGAUGCUCCUGGUGUUAGAGGUGACGGGUCAAAUGAGAUUUCGCGGAUACUUUGUAUCGCAACGAGGUCACAAUGGACAGCUGGGCUUUUAUCACGAAAUGGACGUCGACAUGAAGGUACUAAAGGACACAACAGGAAGACCAGAGGGGAAGAUAUUCCCGGCAUCGGCGUCAAACCUGACAGAGAUUAAAGCAUGGGUGGCUGAACGUAGACAACGCACCAAUGGACGCAAGUUUCUCGUAGGCUGCACGUCGCAUUGGAAGGGCUACGUCUUGCGCUCAUUCCUUUCGCUCUUUGAGGAGCUCAAGACAGAGCAUGGGUGGGAGGAACUCGAUACGUCCAAGAACCCGAUGAAGGUAAUGAUGUUCCAGAUCGACCAGACACGAGCUCCAAGUGUCAUGCUUUUCUGCUUGAAUUCGUUUCACUACCCAAUGGCGCUACUGCAACAGUACAGUGCGUACUUCCAAGAGCUACGUGCACUGGGCACGAUCAUGGCGGUAUGGAACGACGACUUGCACUACUACGAUCAGUUUAAUCCCAUUGUACUGCGUGACGAGAUUCUGACCAAGGUGGAUGUUUUACUGGGUACGUACACGUACUUUAUGGAUGACUAUUUUGCCAAGGUUACGAAUCUAGUGAACGAACGCGACUUGCCACUGACAGUCUGGUUGCCUCACUCAUCGAGUCCAGACUUUGUGAACGCAUCGUUCAACGAGUACCCGAUCAAUAAGAUUAUUCUUUCAGGCAAACUUGGUUCAAACUGGUACCCACUGCGCCACUGGCUUGGCAUUUACCAGCAGGACCAUCAGGAUAUCAUGGAUGUGUAUCACCACACAGGUUAUUACGUAGCAGCAAACCAAUCCGCCAUCUACGCGUCGUAUCUGCGUUCAUACCGUACGGGUAUCACCACAACGUUAAUUUUCCAGUACGUCAUUGCCAAGAUUUUUGAGAUACCUUCGACGGGGGCGUUACUGGCCGUCAACCGUGACGUUGCACCGUUACUUGCCACAUUGGGGAUGAAUGAUGGCGAGCAUUAUGUGGCUUUUGAUCGGCAGGACCCUGAGAAAAUCAUCAAGUGGGUAAGUGAUCCACGCAAUUGGCCCGAGAUUGACCGGAUCCGUCGUGCUGGAAUGAAACUGUAUCAAAAUCCAUUGACAUUGCACAUUACGAGUCCCUGUCCAUCAAUAGCCAUGCCGGACAAGUCGAGGUGUGAAAGUCGAUUCAAUCGUGAAUCGUUUUAUAAAUGUGACCGCUGGUUUUGUGGCAUGCACUCAAUUUUGCCACACGGGGACUAA